This is a messenger RNA of Naegleria fowleri, 2502 nucleotides long. RefSeq lists its product as uncharacterized. Bases 1 to 2502 code for a protein of 833 amino acids. The transcript has a single exon. Lineage: Eukaryota; Heterolobosea; Eutetramitea; Acrasida; Naegleriidae. The record is from RefSeq and is a predicted model, not a curated record.
AUGAGUCGUUCACGUAGUGUGGCUGUUUUGCCUUCCACCCUUCAGAAACAACAACAGUUUGGAUCAUCCUCUUCAUCAUCCUCUACUAGUACGUCGACUGAUCAUCAUCACUCGGGUCAUUCCGAAUCAUCAUCCUCUCAGAGCAACAACAACAGUCAUGGUACUCUUACCUCACCUCGUUCAUCCUCAUCGGGUGGUGGUGUUUCUAGACUCUUUGAAUGUUGCUUCUUUUUGAAAUAUCGUGAAAAUAGUGUUCUCACUGAUUUGGAAGUUGAUUAUCCGAAAGGUUAUUUUCAUCGAUUCAAUGUUCAACAAUACAUAUCAAAGCUAUCCGUUCUCAAUACGUAUUCCAAUGUCAUUCUUUAUAGAAUCAGUAAUAUCAAUUUAUACUGUAAAUAUAUCCCACGAGUGGGUAUAUUAGGCUUUAUUUCAAGGAGUCAACCCUAUUAUUCUUUAUUUAACCAAUUGAUAUUAAUCGUAUAUUCAAGAAUGAUAUUAUUACAUCAAAUGGGAGAACCAUUGAUGAGCAACAUUACUCCUUUUUUAGAGUACUUGUAUUACUUUCAACCCUACCCUAGAUUUGGAGAGAAGUUUCUCAUUCGAUUUGACACAAAAAAUAGUAUAUUGGACUCCUCUCAUUAUUUAAGAAGACCAGCCAUUGAUGAAUUUACACCGAAUGGUGAAAUUAAUUUAUUGAAAUUUAAACCAUUCAUUACCAACAAUGUCGAUGAUUUUGUAAUACUUUACAAGUAUUUGCUCCUAGACAAGUACAUUCUUUCAAAUUCGACAUUUAACUUUCAUGAAAACACUGUUGUUCCUUCCAAUGCUACCACCAAUGCUACGACCACGAACAGUGCCACCACCACCACCACCACCAAUGCUACCACUACUACCACCACCACCACUGCAUCAUCACUUUUACCCAUUAUUGCAACAACUUUGAAUCAUCCCAUCAAAAUUGUUGUCUAUACCAGAAAUUCUUCAAAUAUUUUAGAAGUCAUGAAUUUCAUAUUCUCUAUUCUAUCACUCAUGUAUCCAUUCAAAUACUGUGGAGAUAUCCUUCCAUACUGUGAUGAAAACAAAAUAUUAGAAAGUGUUCUUUCUAGUCGUCAUACAAGUUCCAUUGUUGGAUUUUUACAAAAAGAUUUCAACAUGGAAAAGUACCAUCAUGUUCAUCAUGUGAUACUAUUCAACAUGGAUGAAGGCAAAGUUGUGAGUCCUCAUGUUAAGGAACAUUGUCAUUCGUUUGUUUCACUUCCAAAAGAGAAUAGAAUGAAAUCCAUGCUUAGAAAUAACAUUUCCAAAUAUAACAGUAAUACAAGGAUUUUAGAAUUCUUUGUCAAAUGUAUGGCAAAUUGGUUUGGAAAUUAUAGAUAUCAUUUUAGAAUGAAUGGAUCAAUACUUGAAUUUGAUUAUGGGCAAUUCUUGAAAGACUAUGACUACUUUGCAGAAGGACCUGAAGCAUUUUAUCAUGCCAUUUCUAAUACUCUUUCAUUUAAGAUUUUUAUAGAAGAACGAACAAAAUUAGUGAAUGACUAUGCAACCUUCCAAAUUCAGAAAAUACAAUUUGGACCAUUUGAACAGGAGUGUUUCAAAAACAAUCCUAGAAUAUUCACCAAUGCAUCGACUCAAGUCAAUGUUUUAAUGGGAGGCUCAAAACCAGGUGAUGCAAGUUCUUCCACAGUGAAAACUUCAACGACCAACAAUAAGACGACUGCUUUGAAUUCGAGUGGUACGACGAACACAAUGAAUAGUACGACGACUACCACUACUAAUACCACCACCACUGCUACUACUGCCGCCACCACCAACACAACGACCACUUCUACAACAACUGCCAAUACUGCCACCACCACCACCACUGCAGGAAGUGCCAGCAGUACCUCUAGUGGAUUUUCACUCAAACAAUUAUUCUUUAAAAAAACAGCCUCUGGUCCUCCUGCUGUGGGAAGUGGUGUACCGACGAUCAACUCCACAACAACCACUUCAAGUACAACUACAAAUACAACAGCAGAUACAUAUUUUGAUGAAAAAUUACAUGGAAUGGAAAGAUCAUCAUUUUCUGAUGUUGAACCAAUGAUUUCGAGUUUUGGAACCAAAAUUGUGGGUGAAUUACAAUUCAGUAAGGAGAAUCAACUGGCAGUGUCUUUCUAUUGCAAAGAAAGUGAUGCUGUAAAACCUAAAUUUUCAUUUGAAGAAUUCCAUCAAAGUGUGAAACCACCAAAGAAGUAUCUCCCAUUGUCUGAGGAUGUACAGAAAAUACAAACAGAAACUAAUAACGGUACUCUCAGUACAAAUACAACAAAUCCUAAAUCAAAUUCAGAACUUGAUUUGAUCCUGAAUGAUGAAUAUCCAAGCGAUGGUGAAGAAGAAGCUUCAUCACCUGUACCAAAUGGACUUGAAAGUACUGAUGUGGAUGAUAUCAAUAAUGUUGACAACGAAGACCUACCCAUGCCACUCACGUCACAAACCAGCUCAUCAGCUGAUGACUUUUUCAAUUGA